AUGAUAUCUUGCCCGUUCCCUGGUUCCUUCUGUAUCAACGGUAUAACGCUGAUGAAGUUGACUAUCUAUGCCAUAAUUGCCGGGGAAGAUGAUUUGGAAACAAUCUCCAUUAUAUUUGAGGUCUUCAGACUGUACGGUCAUAACAUGUCUUGUGGUACGAAUGCCUUCGAUAGAUUCAGAGGUGAAGAUAGUAGGUUCAAGGAGACUCUAGCCAGAGAUGUUAGAGGAAUGCUACAGUUGUUCCAAGUAGCUCAUCUGGGGACACCUUCUGAAGACAUAAUGGACGAAGCGCUGAGUUUCACACGGAACCACUUGGAGUCUUUAGAUGGCCAUAACGCAUCCAGUGCUAUUGCUCCCCAUCUCUUCAAGCAUAUACAAAACGCACUAUACAUACCUCGAUACGGUAACAUAGAAGUACUAGUGGCUAGGGAAUAUAUUUCUUAUUAUGAACAAGAUGAAAGUCACAAUGAGAUCAUUCUCAAGUUUGCAAAGCUUAACUUCAAUUUCUGCCAAUUUCUUUGCAUCCAAGAAAUCGAAACUCUCACCAGAUGGUGGAAGGACUUAGAUCUUGCAUCUAAGUUACCUCACAUUAGGGAUAGAGUUGUGGAGUGCCAUUUUAUGUCUUUAGGAGCAUAUUUCGAGCAGCAAUAUUCACUUGGUAGAAUCAUAGUGGCCAAAAUCACGAUGAUCGUGGUUGUCGUGGAUGACACAUAUGACGCAUAUGCAACUCUUAUAUGA
Messenger RNA from Brassica napus (rape), 738 nucleotides. RefSeq names its product terpenoid synthase 29-like. The coding region runs from base 1 to 738 and encodes 245 amino acids. The record is from RefSeq and is a predicted model, not a curated record. The transcript has 4 exons. Lineage: Eukaryota; Viridiplantae; Streptophyta; Magnoliopsida; Brassicales; Brassicaceae. Gene Ontology annotation, molecular function: magnesium ion binding; terpene synthase activity.